UGAAUUCAUUCUUGAGUUGAUUCUUGCCAAGUGCGGUUGUGUUUCCGUGCGCUGAGAGAUCCCAAACCGGUUUUGUGCCAUAAUAUUGUUUUAUCUGUGAAAAUUGUAAUUUAAGUUUUGAAUCUCAAAAUGAAAAUCGACCUUACUGUGGAAAAUGGCCCUUGCAAUACGGAAUUGCGGAGUUGGUGCUUGGGAAUUGCGAUCUACUGGCUGAUUCAAAUUACAAUUGGCGUGAUAUUCGCUCCAAAUGUUCUCAACUUUGUUGGAUUCGCCAUCACUGUGGUCGCCAAUAUUUGUUUAUUGAUAGGCACCCAAAGGGAAAAGCGAGUGCUGGUCCUCGUCUGGUUGAUAUUCGCUGCAAUCGAAGCAAUUAGCUUCCCGUUCGCGGUUCUGGGUGUGAUCUUCCAUUACGGAGGAUACCGCGAGGCAGUUGGAACCUCCAGCGUUUUCGCAGCCCUGCUCAUUUACAUCAUUACCUUCUUACUUAUUGCCUUCAGCGCCCGUCUGGUGUACUCCUUCUAUCUCCAGCUGAAGAACAACGAAGCCGGCAGUCAGGCCCCGCGCACCCUGAAUGUGGUUUAGUUCCCUUCUUCUAGAUUAUUUCGGGGAAACCCCACUCUUCUCAACUCAGUGUUUGCAAUAAAAUGCGAUUUUAUUUUA
Molecule: messenger RNA, 660 nt
Organism: Drosophila takahashii
Lineage: Eukaryota; Metazoa; Arthropoda; Insecta; Diptera; Drosophilidae
Source: RefSeq, a predicted model, not a curated record